AUGAAAUUAAUACUGAUUAUUGCUUGUGUGAUAAUUCUAAAACAUUCGAAUGGUCUUACUAAUCCAAAUUCUCGUUAUAAUUGGCGUUGGAUAGCCUAUCCACGCGCACUUACUGCUGCCAAUGAUCAACAAUCAGCCGAUGAAGAAAAGACUCGAGUUCGCCGGAAUCCGAACUGGGGGUAUCAACCAAACUGGCGUUGGAUAUCCUAUCCACGCGCACUUACUGCUGCCAAUGAUCAACAAUCAGCCGAUGACGAAGCUAUCGUACGUCGAAGUCACAUUAAUAAACCAGGUAAAGCUGAAGGACACGGCCAACAUCAUCACCAUCAUUCAAGGCCAAAACCAUACGAAUCUGAACGGGAAAAUUCAAAUAAACCAUUCAAUCGCUCUUUGUACCAAGGCUGGUAUCAGCUGCCAUCAUCAUUAGCGGUGAAUAACACGCUUUUAAUGGGUGGAUCCUGGGGUAAUGUAGAAAAAACAAAUAUCAAUGAUGAAAGCAUAAAUACUUGCGAUAUUUCAAAUAUCUCCAUUUGUAACAUUGUCAACAAUGUUGAAGGUGAAGUACGCCAAUGUUUUCACCAAAUCGAUGAAAUUACAUCAUAUGCAUCAGAAUUCUUUAAUGUGUCAAAUGACAAUAUCGCAAUAUACAGAGAAGACGAAAAAUUAGCUGAACUUCCAUUUCCCGAACCCUUUAACGUUACAAUUUCCGAAGUGGUUCAAAUUGUCGGCUGCGAUGGCAAUCCACUUGUGUGUCAUACAAUGAAAGCAAACGCCUCCGAUUGUAAUACGCUUUAUCUGUGCCACGCAGUUCACGGUACAGUUGUUAAACAAGUUACUGUUGAUUAUAACGAAGAACUCAAUAAUGUCACAAUGUAUGCUAUGUGUCAUCUGAAAACAGACAAUUUCGGUAAAGAACAUGUCGCAUUUCGUAUGUUACAUAAACGGCCUGGUGAUGGUAUUUGUCAUUUUAUUAGUCCUGAUAGUUUUCUUGUUUUCAACGGAUAUAUUACAACGUUAACUCGACACGUUGCAGAUCCGAAACAAGCAGAUGAAAUUAAGAACAUCCUUCAUCGCCACGAGAAACUCUUCGACACGAGCAAACCUGCGAUUGCUGUUAAUGUCAAACCACAUGAAAUUAAGACACUCGAUUACCCUCCAACAACAUCGAGACCGUACUAUUCAACACCGCAGAAAGAAGAAGAAAUGUACAACAUCGUUCAAGAUCUUCUACAACAUGGUCUUAUUCGCAAGUCAUAUUCUCCAUUUGCAGCACCAGCAUUACUGGUCGCUAAGCACGAUGGAACAUGGCGAAUGGUUGUCGAUUACAAGAAACUGAACAACAUGACAAUCAAAGACAAUCACCCAUUGCCGAACAUGGAACAAACGAUACGACGAUUAGGCGGUGGAUACAAAUUCUUCUCGAAGUUGGAUAUGAAAAGCGGCUUUUGGCAAAUACCGAUCAAGGAAGAAGACAAGCACAAGACAGCGUUCGUUACGGCUGAAGGAUUAUACGAAUGGAACGUCUUGGCUCAAGGAUUGAAGAACAGCCCACCGUCAUUUCAACGAGUGAUGGCUGAAGUAUUAUCACCAUGUCGUCUAUUUACAUUAGUCUACAUCGAUGACAUCGUAGUGUUUUCCCGCUCAUUCGAAGAACAUGUGGAACACAUCCAGCAAUUAUUAUCCAUUUUAUCGAAAUAUAACUUUCAACUCAAUCCACCGAAAUGCAAGUUAUUCCAGCAGAAAAUUGAUUAUUUAUCGCACAUCAUAUCAGAAAAUGGAUUUCAACCAAAUGAUGAACGAAUUCGGUCGAUCAAGAGUUUACGGGAACCGUCUACAUUAGCUGAGGCGAACAAGUUCCUGGGAGGAUUAUCAUGGUACAGAAAAUUCAUUCCUGCAUUCGCAUCGAUAGCUGCACCGAUACACAAAGUGACAAAUCUGACCAGAGAAAACAGGAAGAAUUUCAAAUGGGAAGCACCGCAACACGAAGCAUUUUUGAAAUUAAAACAAUAUUUGGUGACUUCUCCAUUAUUUCUUGAUUAUCCAAACGAUGAUCAUCCAAUCAUUCUGACGACCGACGCAUCGAAAAUAGGUAUUGGUGGGACAUUGCAACAGAAUAUCCAUGGCGAGAUGAAGAAUCUCUAUUAUCAUUCGCAAGUGACAUCCUCUAUUCAGAAAAGAUAUGAUCCAAUUGAGCUAGAAGCAUUAGCCAUAUGGAUGUGUUUUCAACGUAUGCGACCUUACUUGCUAGGAAGAUCUAUCAUUAUCUAUACAGAUCAUUGUCCAUUAUGCAACAUGAUGAAUUCGACAGUGAAGAAUCGAAGAGUUGAUCGAAUAUCGAUCUUAUUGCAAGAAUACAACAUCGAACAAGUGAUUCAUAUCAAGGGACGACACAAUUGUUUAGCCGAUUAUUUAUCUCGACAUCCAGUUACAAGAGAAGAAGAAUUAUUGGAUGAAGAUUAUGGCAUCGCAAAGCAAGGAAGAAGGGAACCGACCAACGAAGUACGUGUUCCUGAUGGAACUCCUCCACUAGUCGGAGCUGUUCUGACGCGAUCUAAAGCAAAGCAGUUACAAACAAAGCAAGACCAAGAUGUGAUGGAAACUAUACCACCUGAACAAAAGAAAACAACGACAUCGCCUACAGAAGAAAAAACCGAUCCGCAAGCACAAUCUCCAUCGAAAGAUGAUCAUAAUUACGAAUUCGAUAUGGAGAAAUUGAAGGUCGAACAAACGAACGAUCCAAUCAUUGAACAGAAGAUCACAGAAGUCAAGAAGAAUCCAACCAAAUGUUCUUAUGAAUUCAAAGAUGGCCUGUUAUACAAAUUAGUGCCAAUGCGUACCAACUCCAAGACGAAGAGGAAACUUAUUUAUGUACCAUCAUCAAUGAUCGAUGGUCUACUUCAGAUUUAUCACAACCAUCCACUUGCUGGACAUUUUGGAGUUCAACGAACAUACCUGAAGAUCAAAAACAAGUUCUGGUGGCCGAAAAUGCAACAGUCGAUUACACGAUACAUACAAUCAUGUUUACCAUGCCAACAGUACAACGUUAGUCGAGUGAAAAAGCCGGGUCAUUUACAACCGAUUACUCCUCCAGAAGGACCAUUUCAAUUAAUUGGUAUGGACUACUGUGGUCCACUUAAAUCAACGCCUCGUGGAAAUCAAUAUGUACUCUGCAUUACAGAUUACUUCACAAGAUGGAUAGUCGCUGUUGCUGUACCUGAUUGCUCGGCACAAACAACUGCCGAAGCACUAUUCAACGAAUACAUUUGCAGAUAUGGGGUACCGGUAGCGGUGUUAUCCGAUCAAGGCACACAUUUCCACAAUCAGCUGAUGGAGGCAAUGGCGAAAUUAGUUGGAUAUAAUCACACAUAUUCAACCACAUAUCAUCCGCAGUCGAAUGGCAUGAUUGAGAGGUUCAACGCGACAUUUAUUCCACAAAUUGCCAAACUUCAGGACCGAGAAAAUAACAAUUGGGAUGAAUUCUUAGCACCGGUGGUAUUCGCAUACAACACUGGAACCCACUCGACAACUGGAUAUUCACCAUAUCGGCUAUUAUUUGGCAGAGAACCAAGAUUACCAACGGAUCAACCUGCAUCAACAUUUACAUUUCGAAAGCCGAACGAUUACUAUGAGCAAUUGAAGAAGAAUAUGAAGAUCAUACAUCGUAAUGCACGUGAAAAUAUGAUAAACAAACAGAAGCAGUACAAAUCACGUUACGAUACACAACGAAAUGAUCCACACUAUUCACUGAAUGAUCGUGUUUUAAUAAGAAAACAUGGUUUGAAGAGCAAAUUGGAUGCGAAAUAUUCGAUUACUCCACAAAUAAUCAUUCGUGAAGAUCAUCCUGUCUACAUCGUUCAAGAUGAAUCAACACAAGUGGAAACAAGGGUGCAUGUCAACGACAUUCGACCCAUCUUGGACGAGUUAUCGUCAAUUCAACGAUCUCAACUGAUUGAAAUAUCUUCUGUGCCUCCUCGGUCAUGGUCGUUUAACGUUACAUAUAUCGGUGUAGUCAAUUCGUCGUGUGUUGUUUCAAUCGUCGCCUUCAAUCGAUCACAAUCGAUCUCAAUCGUCGUUUACAUUCGAUCACAAUCGAUCUCAAUCGUCGUUUACAUUCGAUCACAAUCGAUCUCAUUCGAUCUCAAUCGUGAUUUUCAUUCGAUCUCAAUCGCCGUUUACAAUCGAUUUCAAUCGUCGCCUCCAAUCAAUCUCAUUCGAUCUCAAUCGCCGUUUACAAUCGAUUUCAAUCGUCGCCUUCAUUCGAUCUCAAUCGUGAUUUUCAUUCGAUCUCAAUCGCCGUUUACAAUCGAUUUCAAUCGUCGCCUUCAAUCGAUCUCAUUCGAUCUCAAUCGUCGUUUACAUUCGAUCUCAAUCAUAUAUUUCUUCAGGUGGAUCAUGGUUAACGUUUGGGAUGUAAUGGGGAUUAUCUAG
This is a messenger RNA of Adineta ricciae, 4428 nucleotides long. The record is from the annotation of a GenBank genome assembly. NCBI's taxonomy places the organism in Eukaryota, Metazoa, Rotifera, Eurotatoria, Adinetida, Adinetidae.